AUGUUCGCUCAGCCAUUUGAUCAUUCGUUCAAUGACAUCUUCAACCAAUACGUCAACAUGGACUCCUCUGGGCCCGAUGGCAACAAAGACCCGUCGUUCUCCGGCGACUUGGACCAGCUUUUCCCGCUUGAUGCCUUGUCGAGUGACUGUGGCGAUCUUUCACCCAUUGUCUCCACCUCGAAACCCCGUCAAUCACCGCAACCCUGGCAGGAAGACGAAGCUUCUACCAACCAGCUUGCUUUCCAUGACACUGUUCAUCCUUCUGUCAUCUCAGACCUCGGUCUGAAUAACUUUGAAUGCUCUUCUCGUGCGCCAAACGGAGCGACUAAAAGCGCCAUUGUCACCCCAAAAUCUAUUCGCCAUCGCGAUCCGAAUGAGCGUCUUGCGUUCUUGCGCAAGCAAAGCUUCUCUCCCACCUUCAAGCGCUCUGCCAACCUCCAGAAAGGAAAAAUGGCAUAUCCCGAGGCUUGGGCCCAGCGGAUUCAACACUUCAAUCUGCACGGCUCAGAAGACCGCCUCCCAUUGUCACCACCCCCAUCGGAUGUUCUCGUCCAGCAAGAGAACAUGACCGCCAACCACACCAUGCACCAGCACCGAGACUCGGCUGAGAUGCCUCCCCAGUAUGAUGCGAGGCUCUUCCACCAGUCCCCUGCCAUGUCGAUGCCGUCACCAUCUACCGGCACAAUCGCCCAACAUCAGCAACCAUAUUUGAGCCACCCGAGCUCCUCAAACUUGACGAAUUCCAGCCCUCCCUCCGCAGAUGACAUCUUCUCUUCCUCUCAUUCCUCGAACCCUCAAUCCAUUUCCUCAUGGCAAUCCGACGCUCUGGGCACCUCAUCUCUCUCCUUCACUCCCGAUCUCCAAGGCCACGAUGCGCAGGCAUGGUGGUCGCCUAUGCCUUCUCGGGUCGCCCAACCACAGACCCCCUACCAAUCGAUUGUCACAUCGCCCACACCACAGCGCUCCAUGUCCAACGUCGGAACCCAAAAUGACGUGAUGCAAGGCGGACUGAUGAUCCAGUUUGACCCCUCCUUUGACAUGUCGGCGGACUCCUCCUUCUCCUCAUCCAACAUGCUCCCCGCGAACUCGCAAAAGUUCAUGGCUCCGUUCGCUACCCCCCAAGUCCAACACUCUUCCCGCUCCCCAUCUCUCUCCCCCAAGGCCGGCACUUCUCCGAGGGACGCCCGGAAUGGAGUUGCCUCCAAGGCCAACCACCGCCGCACCCAUAGCCGCAAACUCUCGGCUCCGGGAUCGACUGGCCCCAAACCGGCCAAGUCAUCGGGAAGUCCUCGUGGCUCCAAUAAGUCUGUCAAUGUAUCGUUUGUGAACUUCACUGCCGAUGACAGCAAGAGAAUCUUGACUGGUGUUGCCCCCUCCGGCAGCUCCAAGACAAAAGCUCGUCGCGAGCAGGAGGCCCGCGACCGCCGCCGCAAAUUGAGUGAGGCCGCAUUGAAGGCCGUGCGCACCGCCGGCGGCGAUGUCGAUGCCCUCGAGGCUGUAUUGUGUUGA
Penicillium alfredii is the source of this 1509-nucleotide messenger RNA. It is a transcript of the gene wetA, whose product is annotated as developmental regulatory protein WetA. The record is from RefSeq and is a predicted model, not a curated record. The coding region runs from base 1 to 1509 and encodes 502 amino acids. The transcript is spliced from 2 exons. NCBI's taxonomy places the organism in Eukaryota, Fungi, Ascomycota, Eurotiomycetes, Eurotiales, Aspergillaceae.